Messenger RNA from Pyricularia pennisetigena, 285 nucleotides. RefSeq lists its product as uncharacterized. Lineage: Eukaryota; Fungi; Ascomycota; Sordariomycetes; Magnaporthales; Pyriculariaceae. The transcript has a single exon. The coding region runs from base 1 to 285 and encodes 94 amino acids. The record is from RefSeq and is a predicted model, not a curated record.
AUGCCGCCGAAAUCUGCACCGCUCAAAGGAGAAGGACAAAGACUCCGUGGAAAUGCAAUACACACGGGGUUUGACGGGGGAAAAUAUCAGAUCGAGCAAUCAUCUUCCAUCCAGCUUGGUCUACCACGUACGAAAUCUGCCUUGCAAAAAAGUCCCAUCUUGCCAAUCUCACUCCCAAAUAAGGACGAAAAUGGGAUGAUUGGCCUAAUGAACCACUUCACGUCUUGUCGUCGGCUUACGCGUGGCUCGAGAGCUUAUGUUUUCCGUGGCCGGUGCGUCAGGUGA